Saccostrea cuccullata (small rock oyster) is the source of this 598-nucleotide messenger RNA. Its product is annotated as complement C1q tumor necrosis factor-related protein 6-like. The coding region runs from base 145 to 558 and encodes 137 amino acids. The record is from RefSeq and is a predicted model, not a curated record. The transcript has 2 exons. Gene Ontology annotation, molecular function: protein binding. NCBI's taxonomy places the organism in Eukaryota, Metazoa, Mollusca, Bivalvia, Ostreida, Ostreidae.
AAGUCAGUACAAAACGGCAACAACGCAUGUGGACUCCACCUAGUCGAAUAUGAAACGUGUACGAGGGAUCGAUUUGCCCAUUUGGAGUCUAAGGUUAAAUUCAUUCAGCGCUCUCUAAAGAGAACAACUCAUCAUGUCUCAUUUAUGGCGGGCCCUUCAAGCUAUAUGAAAGUCGUCAUAGGGACUCUUAUUUUUGACAACGUUCUCAUCAAUAAGGGAGGAGCCUACAACGGCAAGACUGGUAUCUUCACCGCCCCCGUAUCUGGGUCAUACUUCUUUGUGGUCACUAUUGGACUUCCAACCCCAUCCGCCGCUAAAGGCUCGAACUACGUAAGGAUACAUAUCAUGAAGAACGGGAAAAUUUCCUCUUACCUGUUCAUCGGAACUGAAGGAUUAUGGGUCAAACGAUCAGAAAAUACCAUACUGGAGCUUUCAAAAGGGGACAGAGUAAACCUGUACAUGAGAACCAUUGGCAGUGGGUUUUCCGUCAUUGCUGGAAAAUCUAAGUAUCCUGGUGCAACUUAUCAUUCGCACUUCUCUGGAUUUCUAAUCAAUUGAUGCAAGUUCUAUUGAAAUGAAUGAAUAAAUAUGUAAUGAU